Messenger RNA from Triticum turgidum subsp. durum (durum wheat), 1287 nucleotides. The record is from the annotation of a GenBank genome assembly. Lineage: Eukaryota; Viridiplantae; Streptophyta; Magnoliopsida; Poales; Poaceae.
AUGGAGGAUCUGGUUCCUGCCAAGGCAUUCUAUUCGGCUGCAGCUGUUGGCAUGGAGCCGGAUCACAGAGGCCUGAUGGCGAUCAUGCGUGAAGAGCCGCCGCCGUCUGAGGAGCCGAUGGACCUGCUGUCGAGCGCGUGGUGCAGCUCGGCGAUCCAGGUUCUUCAGACGGGUCCGAAGGAGGAGGAUCGCUCGCUGGCGCUGGUGGAGCACCCUGUCAUGGGGCUUGACGAUGAUAGGAGAGACCUGUCGCAGCUGCAGAGGAGUGAUCGUAGCUUGGUUGUUGACGACAGCGGCUUCGGUGGCGCGGCGCAGCCGCAAUGGAAAUACGACGAUCUGAAGUCAUGGAUAUGGUUGCAGAAGGCAAUUCACCCGGAGCUGGACUACGACAACAAGAAGAAAUGGCUCCCGCGCAAGAUGGCGGCGCCAUGGAGCGGCAUCUCGCUCAAGAAGUGGGUCAAGGAGCGGAAGCAGAAGCGCAAGGAGGAGGCGCGGCUGCACAGGGCCGAGGUCCACGCCGCGGUGUCCGUCGCGGGCGUCGCGGCCGUGCUCGCCGCCAUCGCCGCGGAGAACUCCGCGCCGGCGGCGCGCGGCUCGGCGUCGGCGUCGAUGAGGGAGACGGCGGUGGCCUCAGCGGCCGCGCUCGUGGCGGCGCAGUGCGCGAAGGUGGCCGAGGCCGCGGGCGCCACGCGGGACCAGGUUGCCGCCGCAGUCAACGCCGCGGUGGCCGCCACGGACGCCAGCAACGUGAUCACGCUCACCGCCGCCGCCGCCACCUCACUGCGGGGCGCGGCGGCGCUGCGGGGGAGGCGCGGGGGCAGCGGCGGCCAUGGGCAGGGCGAGAGGGCGGACCAGGGUGGCACGGCGCCGUGGCAGGACGACCUGGACUUCGACUUCAACUACGCGAGGUCCAAGGCGGCGCUGGCCAAGGGCGACGAGUUGUUCGUCGCGAUGCCGGACGGGAAGUGGAAGCUGCACACGGUGUCCGCCGCCACGGACAGGAACGGCAAGGUCGUCCUCCGGAUCAAGAAGAUGAACCUCGUCAUGCAGGCCUUCUCCAACGCGAGAGAAUGCGUGGUGGAGGACGUCCGGCCGUGCGCGCCGGAGAAGGCGAGCCGGGAGGCGGAGGCGACGUACCCGGUGGAGGUGAGGACGAGCAGGGGCAAGGUGGAGCUCCGCGCCGACGACUAUGCCGUGUACAAGAGGUGGGUCACCACGGUGACGCACAUGCUCACCUCCUCCACCGCCAUCACCUCUUUAGGAGAUGCUUCACGGAAUAGAGUGUGA